AUGGCGUCGCACGCCGUGAUCUGGUUGUGCAGCGAGGCGAUGUUCUCGCUCUCCGCAAUGUCUGGCCCAGCGGAUAAGGCCUCGGGGACACCCAGGUGGCACGCGGGUGACGUCGAGGUGUCCCCGUUCCCCACCCGGCCCCCCCUGAAGGAUACAGUCCCGAAUGGAGGCCCGCUCCACCUCCUGCAGCUCCAGCUCCACCUGCUUGGAGGCGUGGGGCGCCGCUACGCGCACGUGGUGCUGCGCAAGGCCGACAUCGACCUCACCAAGCGCGCCGGGGAGCUCACCGAGGACGAGGUGGAGCGCGUCAUCACCAUCAUGCAGAACCCGCGGCAGUACAAGAUCCCCGACUGGUUCCUCAACAGGCAGAAGGACGUCAAGGACGGCAAGUACAGCCAGGUGUUGGCCAACGGGCUGGACAACAAACUGCGCGAGGACCUGGAGCGGCUCAAGAAGAUCCGGGCGCACCGGGGCCUGCGGCACUUCUGGGGGCUGCGCGUGCGAGGCCAGCACACCAAGACCACCGGGCGCCGCGGCCGCACCGUGGGCGUCUCCAAGAAGAAGUAACGGGGGCGGGCGGCAAUAAAAGCGCCCCGCGCUCCCUGUCACCCGCUGCGCUGCGUGUCCCUGGUGCCCGCGGGGGGCUGGCGCGGGUGGGGGGACAGUCCUGGCACCCCUGUUGUGGGUGGGGGUCUCGUCUCCUUGAGGGGGCGGGUUUGGGGAUGCGCCGUGGGGAGCGUCGCCAUUGGCUGGCCGGGGCUCAAGCCCGCCCACCUGGUGCUGGCAGGGGGCGGGCUGCCCUCAUCAAGCAUGGCGGUGGGUGCCUCGUAAAGCGCCUGCCUUGCCGUCAAUAAAAAUGGC
Messenger RNA from Nothoprocta perdicaria, 861 nucleotides. RefSeq names its product ribosomal protein S18 (gene RPS18). The transcript has 5 exons. The record is from RefSeq and is a predicted model, not a curated record. Lineage: Eukaryota; Metazoa; Chordata; Aves; Tinamiformes; Tinamidae. Gene Ontology annotation, cellular component: small ribosomal subunit; cytosol; ribosome. Gene Ontology annotation, biological process: translation. Gene Ontology annotation, molecular function: structural constituent of ribosome; RNA binding. Bases 1 to 567 code for a protein of 188 amino acids.